GCCACUUUCAACCAUUCAUAAGCCCUUCUCAAGUCUCAAUCCACAUUAACUACUUUCCUUUCUUCCAUUCUAUCAACUCAAAGUCAAAACAAUGACUACUUCUUCUCUCUAUCCUCAUUUCCUGGCCUCCACCAUUCCUCAUUUUCCCUCAUCCUAUAAGAACUCCAUUUUUUGUGCCCCCUUCAAAGGAAACCCCAAACAAUUCACUUUUUCCAGAGGCACAAACCUUUUGCAAUUGCCGUCAUGGAUAACUGCAUGCACUUCUUCAAAGGAUGCAGGCCCCGGCGACAACACACCAAGCAACUUUUGCAUUAUUGAGGGGCCAGAGACGGUUCAGGAUUUUGUUCAGAUGCAGCUGCAGGAAAUUCAAGACAACAUAAAGAGCCGGCGCAAUAAAAUCUUUCUUCUAAUGGAAGAGGUGAGGAGAUUGCGAGUGCAGCAGCGCAUAAGAAAUGUACAAAAGGCUGAGAGUGACGAGGGAGAGGAGGAAGCAGAUGAAAUGCCAGAUAUUCCAUCAUCAAUUCCUUUUCUUCCUUAUGUGACGCCCAAGACUUUGAAGAAGCUCUAUCUAACAAGCAUAUCAUUCAUAUCUGCAAUAAUUGUAUUUGGUGGGCUUAUUGCACCGACGCUGGAGCUAAAAUUAGGUUUAGGUGGUACCUCAUAUGAAGAUUUUAUAAGAAGCAUGCAUUUGCCUUUGCAACUAAGCCAGGUAGACCCAAUUGUGGCCUCCUUUUCAGGUGGGGCAGUUGGUGUGAUUUCAGUACUGAUGUUGAUUGAGGCUAACAAUGUUGAGCAACAAGAGAAAAAAAGGUGCAAGUAUUGCCAUGGAUCUGGAUACUUAGCCUGUGCUCGGUGUUCUGCGAGUGGGGUAUGCUUGAAAAUUGAUCGUAUUUCAGUAUCUAGUGGUUCUGUAGGACCUCUGCAUUUUCCUACAACGAAAAGGUGUCCAAAUUGCUCUGGUGCGGGAAAGGUUAUGUGCCCAACUUGCCUUUGCACUGGGAUGAUGAUGGCAAGUGAACAUGACCUUCGUAUUGAUCCAUUUGACUAACUCUUCACAUGAUUUGAGAGCUUGUGAUGUUGCUCUAAAUGUAUUUAAAAUUAUGAACUCCAUCUCGAAAAUUCCCUUCUCCAAAUUUAGCAUUAUUAUUAAUAUAUAUAUAAAGAAUUAAGCUAAAAUGGCAACAUUUUAUUCUGCAAAAAAAUUGUCCUAAAUUCAUCAACUGAUAUGAUGUUAAUCUUUCCCUCCGGGUGGAUAAUGGCAAUAUUCUUUGUAUAUAAAUCAAUAUAGUUGUUAUUUAUGUGUGGUGUAG
Abrus precatorius (Indian licorice) is the source of this 1310-nucleotide messenger RNA. RefSeq names its product protein ORANGE-LIKE, chloroplastic. NCBI's taxonomy places the organism in Eukaryota, Viridiplantae, Streptophyta, Magnoliopsida, Fabales, Fabaceae. The coding region runs from base 92 to 1048 and encodes 318 amino acids. Gene Ontology annotation, cellular component: chloroplast membrane. The transcript is spliced from 8 exons. The record is from RefSeq and is a predicted model, not a curated record.